UUAAACUUUAACUUGUACAUGUAUAUCUCACGGACGUAACCAUUACAUAAAUCAUUCAUUUAUAUAUUCAGACGAUAUACCUAUAGUUAAAGAAUGUCGACCUCAUUAGAUCUUCCGAUAAUUGAUAUGUCAAAGUCAUACACAGAUCGGGGCGAAAUGGCUAAGCUAGUUGUGCACGGCUUGGAAAACAGUGGGUUCUUAUUCAUUGAUAAUGUUGAUAAACUUGAUUACGAUGGACUAUUUAAUGCUUGCAAGUGGUUCUUUGACAAACCUAUAGAGUAUAAAAAGACAGUAAUGAGAAAUUUCUGGAACCCCGAAAACAAAAACAUUUACAGAGGAUAUUUUCCAGUGACAGAGGGUGAGCCUAGUCGAAAAGAGGGAUUUGAAUUUGCCAGGGAUAUUAAAGAAAACGACACAACUGUGGCGAGUAAUAAUUGGUUCUAUGAAAAAUCCCCUUGGCCAGAGGAAGACGGCACGUUCCCAUUCAAAUCAUUUCUACAAUCGACAUACGAGAUACUACACAACACUGCCCUUGAAAUACUUCGUCUUGCAGCACUUGGUCUUGGAAUAGAAGAAAGUUCAUUUGAUGAAAUAUUUGCAGACAGACCUUGUACGACAUUCCGUCUCAUGCACUACCCACCUUGGAACGGGGAACCUCCAAAAUCUGCAUAUACAGAGGACGGGAAAAUUGUGAUAACACCGGCGCAUACUGAUACAAAUUUCUUAACUUUACUUACUCGUUUUAAUUACGGAGGUCUGGAAGUUCAAGACCAGUCUGGUGCAUGGGUAGAAGUAGACCCAAGACCAGGGAGCCUCGUUAUGAAUAUUGGAGAUACGUUCUCCCGUAUGAUGGGAGGCCGGUUCAAGGCCACACGACACAGAGUAAUUGAUAUAAAACAAGAUCGGUACGCGGUCCCAUUCUUUUUUACACCAAGUUAUGAUGGAGAUAUAGGAAUCAACUUUAUGUCUAAAGCUACAGGAGAGGGUCCAGAACAUAAAGUAGAAAGGUACGGUCCUUGGGUUUUAGAUGUGAUAAAGUAUCAGAAGAAAUACUUCGAAUAUCGUGUUUUACCAGAUAUUGAACCAAAAGAGAAAGAGCAGUGAGAAAAAUUUUGUACUGAUUUAACUUUUACGACAUGUUUGUCUAGUAAUUUAUAGAACAAUCGUAAUUUAGGAACAUUUACAAAAAAGGAAGUAUUCAAAUUGAUAUAAUAUAAAAAUACAUGUAGAUGGAUAUGUCUACAUAUUUCUUUUGAGAUAAUUGUUUGAAUAGAAUAUCGUUGUUGGACACAGAAGAUAUUAUGUCUAUGUUAUCCGAAAGGGCCUAUCAAGGAAUAAACUCUAUUUUAGUCCCUAUGCCUAGUCCCUAUGCCCUAACUGCGGUUGUCUCAACAUGGCA
Ruditapes philippinarum (Manila clam) is the source of this 1399-nucleotide messenger RNA. RefSeq lists its product as uncharacterized. NCBI's taxonomy places the organism in Eukaryota, Metazoa, Mollusca, Bivalvia, Venerida, Veneridae. The coding region runs from base 94 to 1104 and encodes 336 amino acids. The record is from RefSeq and is a predicted model, not a curated record. Gene Ontology annotation, molecular function: dioxygenase activity. The transcript has 2 exons.